AUCUUUCCACAGAAAAUGCUGAGUUCGCUUGUCGCAAAUUCCAGCGACCAAGUGCAGAUAGUAGCUACGGACCGGCGACUUUAAUUUACGAAAUCGUGGAUAAAAAUACCUGAGUCGACGUGCGGCAGUUGGUCUCUGGCGAGUGGAUCUCCACAUUUCGGCUGUGUCGUGUGUCGUGUCAAUAGUGAACUGAAAACUAGCAUCUACGAUGGCAAAGUUUCUGGCGAGGCUGAAUCGAAUGGCGUGCUUGAGCGGCGCACAACCUGUCAGGCCCUCGAUGGCUCGUACCUAUGCCAGCAGGAUUGAAGUCAAAAAACCAAUUGUGGAAAUGGAUGGUGAUGAGAUGACACGCAUAAUCUGGCAGUUCAUCAAAGAUAAAUUAAUUUUCCCCUACAUUAAGGUCGAUUGUUUGUAUUAUGACUUAGGAUUACCUUACCGAGACGCUACAGAUGAUCAAGUCAUCGAUGCAGCUUACGCUGUUCUCAAGCACAAUGUCGGUAUUAAAUGCGCCACCAUCACUCCAGAUGAGGCCCGAGUACAAGAAUUCAAUCUCAAGAAAAUGUGGUUAAGUCCAAACGGAACUAUUCGAAAUAUCCUCGGUGGAACUGUGUUUCGAGAACCGAUUUUAUGUAGUAACAUUCCUCGAUUAGUCCCAGGAUGGACAAAGCCAAUUGUAAUUGGACGUCACGCCCAUGGUGAUCAAUAUAAAGCUACAGAUGCAGUUAUUGAAAAACCAGGGAAAGUAGAGUUAAUAUACACAGGUAAUGAUGGAACCGUGAAAAAGUACGAAAUUUUCGAUUUCAAGGAUUCGGGAGUAGUAAUGGGAAUGUAUAACACUGAUGAAUCCAUUAAGGCUUUCGCCCAUUCAUCGUUUCAAGUAGCUUUGCAAAUGAAGUGGCCUCUAUUCCUGUCUACGAAAAACACCAUCCUUAAAGGAUAUGAUGGUCGCUUUAAAGAUAUAUUCCAGGAAAUUUAUGAAAGAGAAUACAAGAGUGAAUUCGAUAAAGCCGGUAUUUAUUAUGAACAUCGACUCAUCGACGAUAUGGUGGCACAAACACUCAAAUCAAAUGGUGGAUUCAUCUGGGCUUGUAAAAAUUACGAUGGUGACGUCCAAUCUGAUAUCAUAGCUCAGGGAUAUGGAUCAUUGGGAUUGAUGACAUCUGUUCUUGUAUGUCCAGAUGGCAAAACUGUAGAAUCGGAAGCGGCUCACGGCACAGUUACCAGACAUUAUAGGCAACACCAAAAGGGUCUACCAACCUCCACGAAUCCAAUUGCGUCCAUUUUCGCCUGGACUCGUGGUUUAAUCCAUCGAGCAAAAUUAGAUAACACACCGGAAUUGGAAAAGUUCGCUCGAACCUUAGAAGCAGCAUGCGUUAAAUGUGUAGAAUCUGGCCGUAUGACGAAAGAUUUGGCAAUUUGCAUCCACGGAAGUGAUAAAUUGCAGGAAGAUAUGUACUUAAACACAGAAGAUUUCCUGGAAGCAAUAUCAGACCAAGUGAGCCACAUGAUGCAAUCAAAGUAGAUGAAGUUAAGAUGUAAGAAAACGGUAUUAAAUCCUUGCUUGCGUUCAUCAAAUAAAUUAUUAAUUUAA
Hermetia illucens (black soldier fly) is the source of this 1591-nucleotide messenger RNA. Its product is annotated as isocitrate dehydrogenase [NADP], mitochondrial-like. Gene Ontology annotation, molecular function: isocitrate dehydrogenase (NADP+) activity; NAD binding; magnesium ion binding. The record is from RefSeq and is a predicted model, not a curated record. Gene Ontology annotation, cellular component: mitochondrion. Lineage: Eukaryota; Metazoa; Arthropoda; Insecta; Diptera; Stratiomyidae. Gene Ontology annotation, biological process: isocitrate metabolic process.